This is a messenger RNA of Pristis pectinata (smalltooth sawfish), 2358 nucleotides long. It is a transcript of the gene hsd17b8, whose product is annotated as hydroxysteroid (17-beta) dehydrogenase 8. Gene Ontology annotation, molecular function: oxidoreductase activity, acting on the CH-OH group of donors, NAD or NADP as acceptor. The coding region runs from base 36 to 821 and encodes 261 amino acids. NCBI's taxonomy places the organism in Eukaryota, Metazoa, Chordata, Chondrichthyes, Rhinopristiformes, Pristidae. The record is from RefSeq and is a predicted model, not a curated record. The transcript is spliced from 9 exons.
GGUCCGGUCCGGUCCGGGGAGAGGGGACGGUGCUGAUGGCCGCGGGGCGGGCGGCCGCCGGGGGGCUGCGGCUCCGGCUCAGUUCGCGGCUGGCGCUGGUGACAGGCGGUGGGAGUGGGAUCGGGCGUGCUGUCUGCCAGCGAUUCGCCGAUGAGGGAGCUACGGUGGCAGUGGUGGACAUCGAUGAAGGCUCGGCUAAUGAGACUCUGAAGAGCCUGCCUUGCGAUCGGCAGCAGCACUCUGUGUUCCGGACCGAUGUGACCUCCCCUCAGAGUGUCCACAGUCUUGUGUCUUCAGUGCAGGAGAAGUUUUCUCGACCUCCCUGCAUCACCGUGAACUGUGCCGGAAUCACCAUGGAUGACCUGCUGCUGAAAAUGGAGGCUGAAGCUUUCGACCGAGUGCUGAAGGUUAAUUUGAUGGGCACGUUUCUGGUGAUCCAAGCCGUCGCCAAAGCUCUGAUCGCCAGUGGGACCAAGGGGGGCUCCAUUGUCAACCUGGGCAGCAUUGUGGGUAAGGUUGGAAACUUGGGACAGGCAAAUUACACGGCGUCGAAAGCUGGAGUGAUGGCCCUGACGAAGACCAGCGCCAAAGAGCUGGCCAGGUUCGGCAUCAGGUGCAACGCCAUCCUCCCGGGCUUCAUUGACACACCGAUGGCAGCCAAGGUGCCCCCGAAGAUACUGGAAAAGGUUUUGCAGCUGGUGCCCAUGGGACGAUUGGGAGAUCCUUCCGAGGUGGCGAGCGCCUGUGCCUUCUUGGCCUCUGAUGACAGCAGCUACAUCACAGGAGCCAACCUGGAGGUGACAGGCGGGCUUUUCAUGUAACACCGAGCUACGUGUGUCGGAGGCCAAGGGAGACGGAGAAUGGACGACUGGACCAGGGAUUGCGGCAAUGGCUCACUGUUGCUAGGAAUAAGUUUCCCGGGAAUUGGACCGUCUCCCUCCCUUCCUCACCUUUUGGAAUAUCAUUGGAACGUUGUUCCUCAGAAGAUGCCCCUUCUGUGACAUCUCUCAUACUGGGCUGUGUGUCUUUAUGGGCAGGGAGUCUCUGGACUGUGUUCGUCACUGUGCAGAGAAGGCCCGUGAUCAUGAGGCUGUGUACGUUAAACUGGGAGGGUGUCUGAUACUGGGGUGGAACAGACAAGGCUGGAAAUACUCAGCAGAGUGGGGCUUCACCAGUUUGGUCAUCUGAUGAAACGAGUCGAGCUGCUGCCUCUCUAGCGCCAGUGACCCGGGUUUGAUCCUGACCUCUGCUGCACGUUCUCCCUGUGGGUCUCUUCCCACAUCCCAGAGAUGCACAGGAUGGCAGGUUAAUUGGCCGCUGCACAUUGCCCCUAGUGUGUGGGUGACUAGUAUGUUCGUGGGCACGUGGGGAGAAUAGAACGGGGUUAGUGUUAAUGACCAGUGUGAACUCAGUGGGCUGACGGGCCCAUUUCCUUGUUAUCGACCUGAGAAGUGAACUGCUAAUCUCCCCACACACGUUACCUGACCUGCUGAAUAUUUCCAGAAUUCUGUUCUUAGUUCAGAUUUCUAGCAUCUCCUCCAGUUUUGUGCUGAACGAGUGUGUGUGUUUCACCGUGCAGGGAAGAUCUGUGCAUACCUCACUGUCCAGAGCUGGCUACCCCCAUGUCCAACAGCACAUGAUACGUGCUGUCUGCUGGGGCCCCGAGGCUCAGUUCCCAACAAGACUAUUUGCCAUCUGUGAUGCACUGUGCUUUGGUGCUUACAACAGUGCACCUUCUGGAAGCAACAGUCAACUAGUGACCAAUUGAUUAACCGUGUGUAUGCGGGUGUUUACAGUGCACCUUCUGGAAGCAGCAACUAGUGGCUAAUUGAUCAGCUUUCUGUAUAUGGAGGGGGAGGGUCAGUUGGAUCUGUGGGUUCAUGUGGCUCCAUUAUGAAGACUGGGCCAGACUUGAAACUUGUCCCAGAGACAACAGCGGUCCAUUUGCUGCUACAGUAACCAUGGACGAAUGUCACCUCCCUCAGACCCCGCUCUCCUUUUCCAAAGACCCACGGGCACCAGACCGCCUCGCCACACCAGGAGGCACUUGAGGCUGGGCAGCUGCUGGAGUUUGGAGGUGGGCGUGGAGGGGACACGGGCGUCACACGGGGUGGAAUGUCAACCUUUCCUCUGUGUGUGUGUGUGUGUGUGUGUGUGUGUGUGUAGGAAGUGGAUGGGAUCAUGCACAUGGGAAUGUGUCUGCACGUGUGAAAGAGCUGGAUGUUUGCACUGACCAAAGUCUCACACCUGUGCUGCCAGCCUUUGUGUCUGUGUCCAGACUCAGGUUAUUGACUGCUGUCUCCUAACCAUUACCUCUCCAGAUGCCUUAAUUUUAUCCAAUAAACACAGAGCUCCUAA